AUGGCACUACCCAUUGUGAAGAAUACCAUCAAAGAGAUGCUUACAAUUCAUUUAACGUCAUUUGAAAAAUUAGAGAGUUUUAAGAUUGUGGAUAUUGGUUGUGGUUCAGGCCCCAACACUCUGUUAUUUAUGUCAGAGAUUAUCGACACCUUCUACAAUUUGUCCAACCAAAACAACAACCAAUCCCCAGAGAUAUCGAUUUUGUUGAACGAUUUGUACAAAAACGACUUCAAUAACAUUUUUAAUGCACUCCCAUUAUUCUACGAGCAACUUAAGGAGAAAUAUGGACAUGAAUUUAGUCAAAGGUGUUUUAUCUCUGUCGUGGCAUCAUCUUUUUAUGAGAGGGUGCUACCAAGCAAAAGUUUGCAUUUUGUACACUCUUCGAGUAGUCUUCAUUGGCUCUCUCAGGUACCAGAAAAUCUAGACAACAAAGGACAUAUCUACAUGGCAAAAGAUUGGAAAAUGAUCCUUACACUUUUGGGAAGGAGCAUUCCAGAACCAUCUAGCAAUGAUGGUUGUUGCCUUUGGGAAUUAUUGGCUCAAUCACUUCUUGAUAUGGUUUCUCAGGGGCUAGUUAAAAAGGAAGAUGUGGAUUCAUUCAAUUUACCUUUUUAUACUCCUUAUUAUGAUGAAGUGAAGGAAAUAGUUAUGAAAGAGAACUCUUUUGAUCUUGACAAAAUUGAGGUUUACAUGUGCAAUUGGGACCCAAAUGAUGAUGAAGAUGAUUACAACAAUAUAUUUGAUAAAAAGAAAAGUGGAGAAAAUAUAGCCAAACGUAUUAGAGCAGUUUCUGAGUCAAUGUUGGUGACCCAUUUCGGGGAGCUCCCCUUAGACAUGGUGUUCAAGAUAUUUGCAGAGCGAGUAGCUAAUCAUCUCGAAAUGGAGAAGACAAAAUAUACCAACCUCACAAUUUGCCUCAAGAAAAAAUAAGAAAAUGACUCUUAAAUGAAUAUUAUAUAUAUGU
Messenger RNA from Impatiens glandulifera, 964 nucleotides. RefSeq names its product probable jasmonic acid carboxyl methyltransferase 1. Gene Ontology annotation, biological process: methylation. The transcript is spliced from 4 exons. Gene Ontology annotation, molecular function: S-adenosylmethionine-dependent methyltransferase activity. The record is from RefSeq and is a predicted model, not a curated record. The coding region runs from base 1 to 930 and encodes 309 amino acids. Lineage: Eukaryota; Viridiplantae; Streptophyta; Magnoliopsida; Ericales; Balsaminaceae.